This is a messenger RNA of Hemisphaericaspora subhashii, 2649 nucleotides long. RefSeq lists its product as uncharacterized. The coding region runs from base 1 to 2649 and encodes 882 amino acids. The record is from RefSeq and is a predicted model, not a curated record. NCBI's taxonomy places the organism in Eukaryota, Fungi, Ascomycota, Pichiomycetes, Serinales, Debaryomycetaceae. The transcript has a single exon.
AUGUUAGUACUCAAUUGGUUAUUAUUAUUCUUUCAAGUUUUCAUAGUCAUCGCGACAACUGAUUAUGGAUUUAAUUCAUGGACCACCAAUGAUAUCAAACAAUUCUUGAACAGUCGUAAAAUCAAAUACAAAGACACCUUAGCUAACAAUGAUUUGAUUCAAUUGGCUAAUUCUGAAGCUAAGAAGCUUGAAUCCAAGUACAAGAAACUUAAAGCUGACUAUCAAUCCCUGGUACAAUCACCAAAUAGUUUACAAGAUUAUCUUACUUUUGAUUAUUUGUUCCACAACAAGAAACCAAUCAGUACCUGGAUCUUUGAAUCUUGGGAUGUAGACACCUUACGUAAUUUUUUGAAACAGAACCAAAUUUACGUUUCCAAGAAAAUGACCAAACCGGAUUUAAUCAAGCAGAUUCAAAAGAAGUUUGAUAAAUUAGUUGAAAAGAAUCAAGGUUCCCAAUAUUAUCCUGGUAAUUGGCUUUAUUCAACCUGGACUGAUUCUGAUAUUCAAAAUUGGUUAAACAAAUAUCAAAUCAAUUUCGACCCCAAAGCUUCCCGUGACCAAUUAAUUGAUACCUUAAGUGAAUACAGCGCCUCGGUAUCAAACUACCUCACCGAUUCUAUGAAUUCUUUAUUAGAUUCAUUGGAUAUUUACGACAGGCCAAUAUUUGACACCAAGGGACUGAUUAAGGAUGAAUUCUUCAAAACCUGGUCAUAUUCCCAACUCCGUGAAUGGCUCUAUCUUCAUGAUAUAAUUGAUACAAAGCCAGGCAUAUAUUCUGAAGAUCUCUAUUCUGAUAAGCUUGUGAAAUUGGCCCAAACCCAUAAACUGUACUUGUUGGAUGAUUUGAAUUCUUGGUUAGCCAGUGCUCAAUCUAAAGCAUCUCCAUUUGUUACCAAAGGUGAACUUGGUAACGAUUCUUUCUUGGCUGGGAUUAAUAAAUGGUCCAAAGACAAAUUGAAGGCGUUUUUGGAUGCUAGAAAUGUUCAAUAUUCUAUGUUUACCACCAGACAUCAAUUGGUUGAAUUGGUUAAAAACCAUAGAAAUGAUGCUAUUGCUCCUGAGAAUUAUGGUGGAUGGAUUAUUCUGGAUUUAUCAACUGAUUCGAUUAAAGAAUGGUUUGCUAAACAGGGAAGGAAUAUUGAAGGAACUAGACAAGAAUUGGUUGAUGCGUUUAAUGAACAAUUUCAACAUUUCAAGCGUGAUAAUUUGGAUACAAAGCUUAAAGAGUAUCAGCCUACGUUGGAAGAUUAUCAAGCGUAUCUAAAAGAAAAGAUGCCUGAUGUAACUAAUCCAGAACAGAUUGAAGCAGCUUAUGAUAUUGCUACUGAAUAUUUCAAUAAUGCAGUUGAUGCAGCUAAGGAAAAAUAUGCCAAUUCUCAAUAUUCCUUUGACGAUGCCUUGAAACAAAUCAAGGACUCGCUGUAUGAAUAUUCCAAUGCUUUUGUUGAAAAGAUCCCAUCUGCGGAUGAUUAUGAAUCAUUUCUUACCAAAUCCAAGAUUGCUUCCGAGAAUUUUAUCAAGUUUACAAUCCCAGCUUUGAUUGAAAAAUUUGAUAAGUUAGAAUCUGGCGUUGGUAAAGGGAUCAAUGAAUGGUGGUAUAAGGUGAAAGAAGUCGUUGAAGAAAUGACUCAGCCUUUCAAUGGUGAUGAAGCUAGAGAACUUGUAUCUGAGGCACUUUCUACUAUCCAAAGUGGUUCAAGUGAUGCAUCGUCCGUUGCUGGGAAGGCUUGGAAACAUGCUAAACACAAGCAUAAAUCUGCAAAGGAAUUUGUUAAGGAUAAAUAUCCAGGUGUUACUUCUGCUGUUGGGGAAGCAGCAGCAAAUGCUCAAGCCAAAUAUGAAGAUGCAAAGGGAUAUGCCAAGGAUAAAUAUCCAGAUGUUACUUCUGUUGUUGGCGAGGCUGCGGCGAAUGCUCAAGAUAAAUACGAAUCUGCAAAGGGAUACGCAAAGGAAAAAUAUCCAGAUGUUACUUCUGUAGUUGGUGAAGCGGCAGCAAAUGCUCAAGGUCAAUAUGAAGGUGCUACAUCCGUCGUUGGAAAAGCUGCUGCAAAUGCCAAAGGUCAAUAUAAAGCUGCUUCAUCGGCAGUGAGUCGAGCCGUAACGGAUGUCCAGGGUAAAUAUGAAUAUGCCGAAGAUAAACUUAGACAUGCUAAACAAGGUGCCGAACAGAAGCAUUUCUAUAUGAAGCAAGGAUAUGAUUAUGCUACUGAAAAUGUGAGAACCAAAUAUGAAAAUGUAAAAGAAACAAGUCAUGAUCUUAAGAACAAGUAUUAUUCAUCUAAAUUCCACAUUCAACAUUGGUUCUAUUGGAUCAAGAAUAAGUUAGGAUUUAUCCGUACUGAUGUCCGAGAACAAGCCCAUGAUAGUUGGAGUUAUAUCGUACAAUCUUUUACUAAUAAUGAUUUGGUUGAAUAUUUGCGUGGAUACGGAUAUGAUUAUAAUUGGUUACUGGGAUUAACUAGACCACAAUUGUUACAUUUGUCAGAAGCUCAGAAUAAAUUGUUUAUUGGUCAUAAUGCCAGAAAUAAGUGGGAUAAAUCGAUUGGUGAAUAUUUGAGGGAUACGGCUGAAGAGGCUCAGAUUAAAUUGGGUUUGAAGAAGAAGGAAACGUUUUGGGAUAAGUUUAAAUCAUUUUUUAUGAUUUUCUAG